Molecule: messenger RNA, 3151 nt
Organism: Panicum hallii
Lineage: Eukaryota; Viridiplantae; Streptophyta; Magnoliopsida; Poales; Poaceae
Product: wall-associated receptor kinase 3-like
Exons: 4
Coding region: 90-2957 (955 amino acids)
Biological process (GO): cell surface receptor signaling pathway; protein phosphorylation
Cellular component (GO): plasma membrane
Molecular function (GO): calcium ion binding; polysaccharide binding; ATP binding
Source: RefSeq, a predicted model, not a curated record
UCCACACUUGUAAAUGUGCAAGCUGGUGAAUGCCCAGACAGUCAGCAUAGCUAGCUAGCCAGCAUUGGUAUACCUGCCUCCAAGUAUACAUGUCCGCCGCAAGUCUGGUGAUGAUCCGCUACGCGGUCGCCAUGAUCUCUCUGCACUACCUGUUCGCCGCACUGGCGACUACACUAGCGGCGGCGGAGGCUUCCGGUGUUGCGAGAAGGCAAGGAAGCACCGGUGUUAGGGCGCCCUCUAUCACCCCUGCCGCCGGUUGCCCGAACAGAUGCGGCGAUGUGACCUUCGACUUCCCCUUCGGCAUCGGCCCCGACUGCUCUCGCGGCCCCGAUUUCGAGCUCACCUGCGACAACACCACUCAGCCUCCCAAGCUCUUCAUGUGUGAUGGCACCACCCAGCUCAUCAGCAAUAUCACAAUUGUUACCACGGAGGAUUUGGACACCUGCUCAGAGCAUUCGGUUAGCAUGAACUUCGCCGGUACCAUCCCCAUGAAAUCAUCUGCACCGGUUUUCUGGUCUUUGUCUCUGAAAUCUCCAGGGAAUUCUUUCUAUGCCUAUUACCCCGGACUGAGCUUUUCAGGCUGUGAUUUCCAUGUACAAUGGGUAAACCCUCCAGUGAAUACAAAGGCGGUCGCGUCCAGGUUCAGCUGCACAUCUAUCUGCCCUGACGACGCUGACGGUGAGCUCACAAACAUAGCUGCUGGCGAUGCUGCCGAAUACUGCGGUACCUCCAACAACGGCACUGGAUGUUGCCACAUCUUGUUUGGUGAGUAUGACUCGCAGGUUGUACCUUAUGUAUCUCUUGCCACACUCAAAUUCGUUCGCUACGGCAGAGCCGAUCCCAAAUUGCACCAUAACCUGAGCUUCUUGUGGGAUACAAUCAAUGUUACUCUUUAUGAAGCGUCUGCCAAUUGGAAAAUUGCUGAUCAAACAACCUGCGCAAGCGCCAUCAGAAACAAGGCAACCUAUGCUUGCGUUAGCAGAAAUAGCAUUUGUCAAGACGACAGUUUCGGGGAUUAUGGCUACAGGUGCAAGUGCAGGACAGGCUACAUAGGCAAUCCAUAUAUUCCUCACGGCUGCAAACCAGACCACGGUUACAAUCCAUCUCAACCAAAGAGCAACUGUACUCGCCAAUGUGGGAGUACAGAUGUUCCAUUUCCAUUCGGCUUGGAAGAAGGUUGCUUUGCAAGAGAAGAAUUUCAUCUCAAUUGCACAAACAAGACAUCAUCAGCUAUCUUGCUGUACAAUUCAGUGGAUGACUAUCAGGUGACAAAUAUACAUGUUGAACAAGGGCUUAUUGAAUACAUUGACCCGGAAGCAAGUCGUGGAUUUGGUGCAUUGGACAGACCAAGUCUUUUCCUUUAUUCUGCGGCUCCCGUUUCUGUGCAAUGGGUGGUUGCUCAAUUAUCAUGCGAAGAGGCAAGACAAAAUAAGUCUGGGUAUGCAUGUGCAAGUGCUAACAGUGAAUGUAAAACAAUCCGACGUACAGGUGGUCGUGUUGGUUACAGAUGCAAUUGCAUAAGUGGGUACCAAGGAAAUCCAUACAUCGCAAGAGGCUGUGUUGAUAUCGACGAGUGCCUUCAGCCAAACAUCUGUCCUGAAAUAUGCAACAACACCAUAGGAAACUACACAUGUAAUCCAUGCCCUUACAAGACAGAGUAUGAUCCAGUUAACAGGCGUUGCGUCAUCAGAAAACACCAAAACCUUCUCCCAGGUAUUGCUAUUGGCCUUAGUGUUGGCCUUGGAAUUCUACUUCUUUGCUUAGGUGGGGUUUUCCUUAUCCAUAGAUGGAGAAGAGAUAUCCAAAAACAAUUGCGGAAGAAAUACUUUCAGAAAAAUAAAGGUCUUCUUUUGGAGCAACUAAUAUCUUCAGAUGAAAAACAAAGUGAUAACAAAAUUUUCUCCUUGGAAGAGUUGCAGAAGGCAACAAACAACUUUGAUCCUACACGUAUUUUAGGUAGUGGAGGACAUGGUAUGGUAUACAAAGGCAUCUUGUCGGACCAACAUGUGGUGGCCAUAAAGAAGCCAAAGGUAAUUGCAGAAGGAGAGAUUAAUCAGUUUAUCAACGAAGUUGCAAUCCUCUCUCAAAUAAAUCACAGAAAUAUCGUAAAACUUCUCGGAUGUUGUCUGGAAACUGAGGUUCCUCUACUGGUGUAUGACUUUAUCCCUAAUGGUUCACUAUUUAAGAUUAUUCAUGACGAUCAGAGUAACAAAGAAUUUUCCUUGUCAUGGCAUGAUUCCUUGAGAAUUGCUACGGAAGCUGCUGGAGCUCUCUGCUAUCUCCACUCUGCAGCAUCAGUAUCAGUUUUUCAUCGUGAUGUGAAGUCUUCUAAUAUACUCUUGGAUGGAAGCUACACAGCUAAAGUUUCAGAUUUUGGGGCCUCAAGACUGAUUCCAAUUGAUCAAACCCAUGUCAUCACAAACAUACAAGGUACAUUUGGGUACUUGGAUCCGGAGUAUUACUACACUGGGCAAUUAAAUGAGAAGAGUGAUGUUUACAGUUUUGGUGUUGUUCUGUUAGAGUUGCUUCUUAAAAAGGAGCCUAUCUUUACUAGUGAUUCCGGUUCAAAGAUAAACUUGUCAAAUUACUUCCUCUCGGAGAUAAGAACAAGACCAAUCACUGAAAUGGUUGCCUCUCAAGUUCUUGAGCAAGCUUCUGAAGACGAGCUUAACACUGUUGCUUCUCUUGCGGAGGAGUGCCUGAGGCUACGAGGUGAAGAAAGACCUACGAUGAAGCAAGUGGAGAUGAAACUGCAACUUCUGAGGAAUAAAGGUUUGAGAUCAUGCGACGGUUUCCCACAAAGCAGUUGCGACAUACAAGCACCAGCACCUGUAAGACUUGCAGCUCAUCGCUGUCAGUCUUUGUCAACUGACGGAGACAAUAGAGCUGAUAUAGCGUCUUCAAGCUGCUAUGAGCUGGAGCAAGAGUUCAUGUCAUCUGCUACUUUACCACGAUGAAUUAAUCCUUGACCACCUUAUUUUCGUUCUGAUCUUACACAUGUUUGCACAUGCAGCUGAAUGAUCAUCGACACAACACUGUAGCGCACUUGUUCGUUAUUAGCGUGUUAGCUCAACAUUAUUGUAAUGAUUUGUUUAUGUUGUCCAACAUUCUCUAUUUUUUCGAUGGCAGAUGGUUAAAGUUUUAUGUGUCA